AUGGAAUCUCGGCAUUGGGACCUCUGUUGGCGUUGCCUCAAACGUCUUGACGACGAGCCAAAAUGGAGAGCAUCAAGCAAUCACAAGCUUUUCUGCGACGAUUGUGCAAAACUUAAGUUGCAAGGGAUACCAAAGACGAAGCAGAUCGCCUGGAAAGAAUGUGUGGUAUGCUUCGAGGAUUUCCCGGAUCACUACUACACCUGCUCGACUGUUUACCCAGACACUGGCGGACCUCCUUUUCGCGUGGGCCAUGCGUUGUGCUCGCGGUGUGCCUACGGCUCACGACAGAGGCGGCUGAACCUGAAGCGAGGGUUCAUCGAUAAAUGCCCACUGUGCAGAAAAAAACCGAGAAAUCCGGUCAGAGUCGUGGCCUGUACGAUUAUCAAGGUUCCUGAGGAUGAGGCAGCAGUGCCUGUGGACGUACCAGCCCAACCCUCGCUUGUGGAUGAGCCAGCCCAGCCUGUACUUGUGCUAGGUGUGAGGCUGGGGAGAUCAGUGAACCACAGGCAAGUCAGGGUCCGAUGGGAGGAUACGUGGGAGAGGUAUGACUUGAUGGGCGCCGAUAAACGUAUGCAAGUCAAGAGCAUCAUUGGGGAGACACCAGAUUCUAUCAAAAUUUGCUGGAAAGAUACCUGGGAGCUGCUUGAGGAUUUGGAGGAUGGCCCCCUGAAGGAGGAGGCAAAGAGGCUCCUGGAGGACAAGUAUAGUGUGUAA
Fusarium mangiferae is the source of this 714-nucleotide messenger RNA. RefSeq lists its product as uncharacterized. The coding region runs from base 1 to 714 and encodes 237 amino acids. The record is from RefSeq and is a predicted model, not a curated record. The transcript is spliced from 2 exons. Lineage: Eukaryota; Fungi; Ascomycota; Sordariomycetes; Hypocreales; Nectriaceae.